AGGACCCUACCAAACCAACCAAAGAGGCCUAAUAUAUAUGACAAAAAAGCAAAUGACAGCAACGGGCGGAGCAUCUGCCUUGCUCGCAUCGUCCGAUACCUCUUCCCAUCCUGCCAGAAGCUGCUGACGUUUCGAGCUCGCCGCCUGCAAGUAUACAUAGAUUUACAUUGGAUCGACGCCAUCGCCACUACGAACUACGACUCGAUCGCAAGCUUCCCCAGUAGCCAUGGAGGCCACGGCACCAGCAAACCUUUUCUACGCUGCUUUCCUUUUUCUGUCGGUACUGUAUCUCGCCGUCACCCGGCGCCGCACCAGCCGCCUGCCGCCUGGACCGACGGGCCUACCGCUUGUGGGCAGCCUCCCUUUCCUCGACCGGAACCUACACGCCUGCUUCGCUGGCCUCGCCGCGAAGUACGGUCCUGUCUUCGCCAUCCGUCUGGGCUCCAAGGUGGAAAUCGUUGUCACCUCCCCGGAGCUGGCCCACGAGGUCCUCCGUGACAAGGACCCUGUCUUCUCCAACCGCGUCAUCCCCGACGCCGGCCGCGCGGUGGCGUUCGACGGCGUGGAGAACAUCGUGGGCGUCCCGGUCGGACCCAAGUGGCGCCUGCUCCGGCGCCUCUGCGCGCAGGAGAUGCUGAGCCCCGCAGGCCUCGACAGCCUGUACGGCCUUCGCCGGCGCGAGUUCAGGUCUACCCUGCGCUACCUCUACUCCCAGUCCCAGGCCGGCGAGCCGGUGGACCUCGGCGCCCUGAUGUUCGUCAACAUGAUGAACGUGGUCACCAGCACCCUCUGGGGUGGCACCAUCGGGAGCGAGAGCGAGCGAGCUGCCAUAGGGAAGGAGUUCAGGGCACUCGUCGCCAAGUUGACCGAGCUCCUCGGCACGCCCAACCUAUCCGACUUCUUUCCGGUGCUAGCGCCGUUCGACCUGCAGGGCGUCCGGAAGAAGAUGGAGCGGAUCAGGGUGCGCUUCGACCAGAUAUUCGACAAGAUCAUCCAGCAGAGGGUGAACGCCCAGCAGGACGGCAGCAAGAUGGCCACUGACUUCCUCGAGUGCAUGCUCAAGAUGGAGAGGGAAGGCGGGGACGGCAAGGCCACCUUCACUAUGACUGACGUCAAGUCUCUGCUCCUGGACAUGGUGGUCGCCGGGACGGAGACCAUGUCAAAUACCGUGGAAUGGGCCAUCGCAGAGAUGCUGCAGAAACCUGAGGUUCUUCGGAAGGUGCAAGAAGAGCUCGACAAGGUGGUGUCCAGGGACGCCAUCGUGGAGGAGUCCCAGCUUCCUGAGCUCCGCUACCUCCGGAUGGUGAUCAAGGAAACGCUCCGGCUGCACCCAGCACUGCCCCUCAUGGUGCCGCACUCCCCGAGCGAAGAGUCCACGAUCGGCGGGUUCCACGUCCCGGCCGGCUGCCGCGUCUUCGUCAACGUCUGGGCCAUCCACAGGAACCCCCUGGUGUGGAGCGAGCCUCUCGAGUUCAACCCCGAGAGGUUCAGCGGGGACGACGACGGCCGCAGGUGGGAUUUCACGGGCAGACAGUUCGACUACCUCCCCUUCGGGUCCGGGAGGAGGAUCUGCGCCGGCAUCGCCAUGGCCGACAAGAUGACUACGUACUCGCUGGCCAUGCUGCUGCAGGCGUUCGACUGGAAGCUGCCGCAGGGUACCGAGCUGGACCUAUCCGAGAAGUUCGGAGUCGUGAUGAAGAAGGCUACGCCACUGAUGGUCAUACCCAAGUCAAGGUUCCCUAAGCCCGAUCUGUAUUGUUCCUGAGCAAGACCUCAGAUAUCAUCGUGUCGAUCUUUCCCACAAACGCUGUCAAAUAAUCCUGAUAUAUACCCAGAACCGUUCUAUAUUGUACUCCUUCCGUAAUUUGCUUGGGUGAGUACAGUAAACGUGUGGUACAGUACAACAGAUGAACAGAACAGGUGUAAAUCAAUAUAUAUAGUAAUAUUUUCUCAUGAUCUUAAUUAUCUAAAA
Messenger RNA from Zea mays, 1972 nucleotides. Its product is annotated as flavonoid 3',5'-hydroxylase CYP75B138. The coding region runs from base 227 to 1765 and encodes 512 amino acids. The record is from RefSeq and is a predicted model, not a curated record. The transcript is spliced from 2 exons. Gene Ontology annotation, molecular function: monooxygenase activity; iron ion binding; oxidoreductase activity, acting on paired donors, with incorporation or reduction of molecular oxygen. Lineage: Eukaryota; Viridiplantae; Streptophyta; Magnoliopsida; Poales; Poaceae.